Salarias fasciatus (jewelled blenny) is the source of this 1182-nucleotide messenger RNA. It is a transcript of the gene fgf8a, whose product is annotated as fibroblast growth factor 8a. Bases 1 to 1182 code for a protein of 393 amino acids. The record is from RefSeq and is a predicted model, not a curated record. The transcript is spliced from 7 exons. Lineage: Eukaryota; Metazoa; Chordata; Actinopteri; Blenniiformes; Blenniidae. Gene Ontology annotation, molecular function: growth factor activity; 2-oxoglutarate-dependent dioxygenase activity; methyltransferase activity.
AUGGCGCAAUUCUCCAAGAUGGCGGCCCACGGUCUGCGCUCCAACCAUCUCGUCAAGUUUGCAGAUGACACAACACUGGUGGGCCUCAUCACCAACAGCGAUGAGACCCACUACAGGAAAGAGGUGGAGUUACUGACCAGAUGGUGCACGGACAACAACCUCCUGCUAAACGUCAGCAAGACCAAGGAGAUUGUCGUCAGCUUCCGGAGAAGCCACACCCAAUACCCCCCACUGACCAUCAACGGUGCUGCAGUGGAAAGGGUGAGCAGCACCAAGUUCCUGGGUGUGUACAUCAGCGACGACCUCUCCUGGACCACCAACACAACAGCACUGGCCAAGAAAGCACAGCAGCGCCUCUACUUCCUGCGCAAAGUGAAGCGGGCAAGCGUCCCACCACCCAUCAUGAUCACGUUCUAUAGAGGAACCACUGAGAGCAUCCUUACCAGCUGCAUCACCGUGUGGGGCGGGAGCUACUUAUACACCACCCGCCUCACCCGCAAAGCCAUCACAAUCGUCAGUGAUGCAAAUCACCCUGCACACAGCCUGUUCAGCCUCCGGCCCUCUGGAAGGAGGUGCUUGCACUUUGUUGUGUUUUCCUACUAUGCGCAGGUAACCAAUCAGUCCCCGCCUAAUUUCACGCAGCAUGUAAGCGAGCAGAGCAAAGUGACGGACCGCGUGAGCCGCAGGCUGAUCCGGAUCUACCAGCUGUACAGCCGGACCAGCGGCAAGCACGUGCAGGUCCUGCCCAACAAGAAGAUCAACGCCAUGGCCGACGAUGGAGACGUGCACGCGAAGCUCCUCGUGGAAACAGACACGUUUGGAAGUCGAGUUCGAAUCAAAGGAGCAGAAACAGGGUUCUACAUCUGCAUGAACAAGAAGGGGAAGCUGAUCGGCAAGACAAACGGUCUGGGUCGUGACUGCAUCUUCACGGAGAUCGUUCUGGAGAACAACUACACGGCUCUGAGGAACGCGCGCUACGAGGGCUGGUACAUGGCCUUCACCCGCCGCGGGCGGCCGCGGAAAGGCUCCAGGACCCGGCAGCACCAGCGCGAGGUCCACUUCAUGAAGAGGCUGCCGAAGGGCCAGGAGCCGGCGCUGCCCGGGCUGCACCGGCCCUUCGACUUCGUCCGGUUCCCCUUCAGCCAGAGAACUAAACGUGCGCGGUUCCAGUCCCAGCGCUGA